AUGCCAGCUGGCCACGGCGAUCUGACAGCCAUGGACGACGAGUCUUCUAGAGAUAUCGCUCCUCGUCAGCUCACGCUGCGAGACCGGGUCACUGUCGCGACCUUGGUGCCGUUCCAUUCGUAUGCGCAUAUUCCCAAGUCGCUGAUUGUGUACUUAUGCGACCAAUUGAACCGGGAGAUUGAAAAGGGCGACACUUAUGCUAUGGUCGACCCGAUCCCAGUACGGCAUUUUGCGCCGUACUGGUUCUCGAACUUUGGCGCGAUCAUGCUAAUUGGGGACAUCAAAAAUGUCAAUGAUGUCCAGGAGAUGGACGGCAAUGUGAAUUGGGCCAAAGUCUGUCUUGGGAGUUUCAACGUCAGGCCAAACUACCCGGGGCGAAGUAGCCAUGUCUGUAACGGCAUGUUUCUUGUCACGGAUGCUGCGAGAAAUAAGGGUGUAGGUCGGUUAAUGGGAGAGGCCUAUCUAGAUUGGGCCGCUCGGCUGGGAUACACAUAUGCCGUCUUCAACCUCAUCUAUGAAAGCAAUGUUGCCUCAUGCCGACUUUGGGAAGGUCUCGGCUUCAAGCGGAUUGGUAGAGUGCCCAAUGCAGGCCGAGUGUUGUCGAGCCCUGGAGAAUUUGUCGACGCCAUUAUCUACGGGCGAGACUUGGGAUCUGACGGCGAAGACCCCGUUACGCAAGACCGGUUCGAUAAAAUCCGCUACUAUCUCAAACACUCUAAAUACCCCAGAGGUGCCGACCGAGCGGAGAAGAGCCGACUCCGCAGCGCAGCCACCCACUACAAACUCGUCGAGGGCGAGAAUGGCGAGGAAGAAAAGCUCAUGCUAAAAGAUAAAGAGGUCGUCUCAGACCCCCAACAGCAGUACCAGAUUGCGCAGCAGGUGCACAUGGAGCAGCACGCAGGGAUCAACAAGACCACUGCCGCCAUUGCCGUCAAGUACCACUGGGUCCGGAUCAAGGAGACCGUCAGUCGAGUUAUUCGAGACUGUCCGCACUGCAAGGAAACGCUGAAGACCCCAACACCGACUUCGAACAGCGCUGCCGAGACACCGAUGGAUACGGAUGAGCAGCAGGAGGCACAUCAGCGUAAACGAUCGGUCCAAGAAACUCCAGCUCACACCCAUAUCGACGCCCACAUGUCACAAGCCGAACCCCUCCAAACACCUCAGCUCAUCCAUCAAACCCAAACCACAAUCCACCCAGGCCAUCAACAUCAGCAUCAGAACCCGUUCACAACACCGCAUUCUUCUAUCCUCCAAGGCCAUGUCGGCUCGCUUAGCGACUACACAGCCGUCCCGCUUGACCCGCAAAUCAUGAAUCUGCAUCAAAUCCCACGCUUUCAAACGCAGGAAACCUCAAUGGCUGACCCGUAUGGACAUACCCAUCCUCAUCAGCAACAACACCCACAUCCGCACUCAUUCCAUGAAAGCGUAGGGAACGUCCGCCAUGUCGCGCCGAACGAAUACCGCAUGCUAGUAGAUGAUCCCGCCGAGGACGCGGGCACGCUGGGCCUUGUACAUUCGCAGGCGAGCGAUGUGCACCACGAGCAGAUGAUGAAGUAUCAAUAUGUGGGGCAUGGAGACGACGAGCUUGACUUCACAUAA
Molecule: messenger RNA, 1602 nt
Organism: Aspergillus nidulans FGSC A4
Lineage: Eukaryota; Fungi; Ascomycota; Eurotiomycetes; Eurotiales; Aspergillaceae
Product: protein spt10
Exons: 2
Coding region: 1-1602 (533 amino acids)
Molecular function (GO): transferase activity; acyltransferase activity, transferring groups other than amino-acyl groups; acetyltransferase activity
Source: RefSeq, a predicted model, not a curated record